CGAGAGGGGAGCAGCAGAGUGGCGGUUCGCAGGGUGAGGACUGUCUCAGCUCCAGAAGUCUCCUGUCACUGUAGAGACUGUUACCGUGGAGGACUGAGCUCACGUUGCCAUGGCGAACAAGACUGAGGUCCACUUGUCAGACCAUACCUCCUCUCUGGAGGAAGAGGUAACAAAGCCCGCUGGCCGCCGACCCCGCCGCCGAGCCACUGCCACCAUAGGAAGGCGGAGUCAGAGAGGAAAGAGGCGGGGUCCUGCAGACAAGAGGCGGGGUCCUGGUGAGAAGAGGCGUGGACAGAAGGAGAAGAGGAGGGGUCCGGAGGAGAAGAAGGAGGGUGUAACAGUGAAGAGGAUGUGGAGCGGUGGAAAGCGGCGGUGGGAUAAGAAACACUACUGCGUGUUCUGUCGGCGUCCGCAGGUGAAGAUCGCUCGACACCUGCUGAGGAAACACGCCGACCAACAGGAAGUGAUGGCUGCCAGCACACUGCCAACGGGCUCCAAACAACGGCACCUGCUACUCGAGCACCUGCGCUGCAGGGGCAACUACCUACACAACAUCGAGGUGAUCAGGCAGGGCAGUGGUGAGAUCGUCCCGUGUCGUCAGCCCUCAGAAGAAGUCGAUGUGAGGAACUACCUGCCCUGCCCACUCUGCCUUGGCUUCUUCCUUCGCUCGGACCUCUGGAAACAUCAGGCGUCCUGUCGUAAGAAGCUGGCCUCUGACCCGUCCACAGACUCUGCGUCCACAGCAGAGACGACCUCUGAGCCCAUGAAGGACUCAACCUCUGUCUCUGCAGGAAAGUCGGUCCGUGACCGAGCAAACAACAGGACAUCCAAGUCCACGGAGGACACACCGGCUGACCCCUCAGAGGACACAGUCACAACAGGCCAGACUGGGACCUCUGAGACCGGGUCCAAACGGCCCAUGACCUCUGACCCCAGUGGGGAUCAGAAUGUGACCUCUGACCCCGGGGCGGACCGGCCAAGGAAGCGCUGCAGGGUCCAGGCUGCGGCGUCCCGCCUCCUGCCAAUUUCCAGUGGAGCAUCUGAGAGCUGCAGCGAAGUCCUGCACCGCAUGAACCAGGACCACAUCUCACAUCAGGUCAAAUCUGAUUGGUUGAUCUGUAAAUAUGGAAACAAGUUGAUGGGGAACCAAGAUGGCAGCCAGAAGAGGUACGAUUACAUCAGCCAGAAACUGAGGGAGCUUGGAAGGUUCCUCCUGGCUGCUAAAUCUCUGGACUCUGAUGUUCAGACCCUGCAGGACGUUCUGGCUCCGGGCCGCCUCAGCCUGGCACUGACUGCUGCCAGAAAGGCGUCAGGGUACCGGUGGAGCCGCCCUCCACUGGCCGUGAAGACGACACUGAAGACGGUUUGUGAGAUUGCCAUCGGAGAGAGUCUGCAGGAUGGAGACUGGGAGGCUGCAGCCAAAACCACAGACUUCUACCACAUGCUGGGACGAGAGUGGGACAACCUAGGGCUGGUGAACCCUGACCCUGACACAGUCGACCCAGACGGAGAAGCCAAGCUGAAGAAACGACCAGUCCAGUCAAGGAACGAGAAGAAGCAUGUCGAGCCAGGUCCAGAACCUGACCCAAGACCACAGGUUCCGUCAAAGACCAGUAACAGACCCGUCACCUCCUUGAUUCCACCAGAGUCCAGACUGCCGACUCCUAUCACAGUCCCCGUGGCUCCCAGGAAGGUCCGACGUCGCCCGUGGUCGUCUGCAGAGAAGGAGGCGGUCUGGAGACAGUUGGGAGUCCAUGUGCUUGUCCAAUCAGUACCGGGGAAGGAGGUGUGUCAGCGCUGCCUGGACCUGGAGCCUGUCCUCAGAGGGCGACACUGGAAAGACAUCAAGAACCAGGUCCACAACCAAAUCCAGAGCCAAAAGAAGCAGCAAUUCCAUGCCCAGAUGGACCUUCAAGAGAACCAUGAACACCAGAACCAGGAACAUCAAGACCAAAGCCAGAGGAAGCAGCUGCAGCAAUACCAGGCCCAAAUGGACCAACAGGGCAAGGACCACACGCAGAACCUGAAGAAACAUCAGUAUCAUGCCCAGAUGGAUCAUCAUGACCAGGACAACAUCCAGAACCAGAAGAAACAGCAGUACCACACCCAGUUGGACCAUCAGGACCUCCUUCAAAUUCACAAAAAGCAAUUGUGUCAUGCUAGACUAGACCACCAGGACCAUAUUCAGGUCCACAAGAAGCAUCUGUACCAAAUGGACCAGCAGACCCAGGGACUGCAGACCGCACUGGAUCAGGACACGUCUUUACUGACGGGUACACCUUAUGAACCUGAUGGGCCUCAUCGACCCCCGGGACACUCACUUGUGGAGCGGGACCCCAUUAUCAGUCCAUAUCCACUUCCCCAUAGGGCCCCGGGGCCUCACAUGGACCAGUUGCUGUCCAGAACAGAGUGGACUGACGAGUCUCUGGCUCAGAACUACCCGGUCAGCAGGCAGCUGGCCAGGAACCUGCUUCAGGAUGCGCCUUCAGGAGGACCACCUCCCAAUCCACACACUGGACAUGUCCACUUCUGAUGGACCAUAGGCGCCCCGAGUACUAAUGACUCCGUUAGAUAAGGAAACAGAGACAGACCUGUCCCUGAACCUCCAUCAUAGGAGCCCCACAACCCCUAACUGUGGGUGUAGUGUUAAUUUCACUUGUAAGUAGAGAUGUCCCGAUCUGAGUUCUGUAGUACUGCGUUUCUAAUGAGUCCAGUCCGGUCCUGAGUGUGGCUCCUUUAAUGGAUCCCACUGUAUUAAAACUACAGAAACACUCA
Molecule: messenger RNA, 2775 nt
Organism: Seriola dumerili (greater amberjack)
Lineage: Eukaryota; Metazoa; Chordata; Actinopteri; Carangiformes; Carangidae
Exons: 7
Coding region: 110-2533 (807 amino acids)
Source: RefSeq, a predicted model, not a curated record